AGAGCUAAGUAAAGGCACAUUUCUCAGCUCUUAUCUCUCCAUGAUGUGGUUGUAUUCUAUCCCCCUCUUUCCUUCCUGCUUCCCCACUUAAAGCAUGUACUGUCUACCUUCUCUAUUCUGUACCCGGAAGAGAACAUGGAUAUUUGAGCGUGUUCAGAUCUUAAUCCUUCAUGUCGCUCGUGUAUCUUUUUCUGUCUCGGUCAACCACACAUGUUUAGAUUGAUGUAAGAUCUAUUGGGAGCCCGUAGCAGUUAUUACAAGCGAAGGAAAAGGCUGGACAAAGCUCUGCAGGAGAAGAAGCGAGCAGACAAGGGAAGAGACUGACAAGCUGGCGGCUAACCGGUGGUGGGAAGGGCAGCUGAGCCUUCCAGGAGGGGAGGUCGGACCCUCCGAUCACGAGAAUCACAACCAGGAGAUGGAAUUGAAAGAACCCGAUGCCGCCGGCACUGGCGGAGGAGGCAACGACGAGGACAACGAUAACGACCGCGAGCCGAGGGAGGGAGCAAUCGUCGUCAGCACCCGCCGCCCCCGCGGCCGCCCUCCGGGAUCCAAGAACAAGCCCAAGCCGCCUGUGUUCGUCACCCGCGACAGCCCUAACGCCCUCCGCAGCCACGUCAUGGAGGUCGCGGGCGGCUCCGACAUCGCGGAAUCCAUCGCGCAGUUCGCGCGCCGCAGGCAGCGCGGCGUCUGCGUGCUCAGCUGCGCCGGCACGGUAGCCAACGUCGCCCUCCGCCAGCCUUCUGCGCCGGGCGCCGUCGUCGCCCUCCAUGGCCGGUUCGAGAUUCUGUCGCUCACCGGCACCUUCCUCCCGGGCCCUUCCCCGCCGGGGACCACCGGGCUGACGGUUUACCUGGCCGGAGGGCAGGGUCAGGUGGUGGGCGGCAGCGUCGUGGGGUCCCUGAUCGCCGCGGGGCCGGUGAUGGUCAUAGCAUCCACGUUUGCCAACGCUACCUACGAGAGGCUGCCACUCGAGGAAGGAGACGAAAUCCCGGGCGGUGGUGGCGGCAUCCCGGAGCACCUCCCUGGUGGACUGGCGCCGCUAAUGCCCGGAGCCUCAGGACCAGGCCGACUGCCCGAUCCCUCGGCGCUUCCCAUCUACAACUUGCCGCCACAUAUGGCACACGACGAGGUCGGCGGGCAACUGGGACACGAGGCCUUCGGAUGGGCUCAUGCGCGGGCGCCAUUCUAACAGCACAGAAGCUUCGCAGAAGGAGCACAACAGGUUGAGCCCUCUCAAUUGUUUCGGCUUCAUUUGAUGCAGUAGCAUUCAGUGUGUAGUUGUAGUCGUCCUAUCAUCUCAUUGUCUUUGCACCGUGACGAACUAGUCAAACUCAGAAACACGUUGAUGUUGUCGUGAUUUCAAAGUGUUGCUUCCUCUGAGGGUUAAUUUAUGGAAGCCAUUAAUGUGAGCUUUGUCUUGA
Molecule: messenger RNA, 1421 nt
Organism: Musa acuminata AAA Group (dessert banana)
Lineage: Eukaryota; Viridiplantae; Streptophyta; Magnoliopsida; Zingiberales; Musaceae
Product: AT-hook motif nuclear-localized protein 19
Exons: 1
Coding region: 416-1189 (257 amino acids)
Cellular component (GO): nucleus
Molecular function (GO): DNA-binding transcription factor activity; minor groove of adenine-thymine-rich DNA binding
Source: RefSeq, a predicted model, not a curated record